AUGAGUUUCCUGUCAUCAAUCGGUCAAUACGUGGUCGGCAUGGCCGACAGCGUGGCCGGGCUGGCGUUGUCGCCACGCCGCGCGCCACCGCCCCGUCAUCGCUCCGAGGACACGCAGCAGAAGCCGCAACCAUCCACCGCUACUAUGCGAGGUUUUCCACGAGUGGUGCCGACCGAAGGUGUGUCAGCUUUGGGCGCUCGCCGCCGCACGCUGGACUGCCUAGCGCCGCUCGCACCGCCGCGCCGCGGAGGCUCGCUGCGUGCUCCCCGCCAGCAGCCGCCGGAGAAGCCGACCAUGGCUUUCUGCAAGCGACGCCUCUCCUGGCCUGAAGUAGACAACUCCGUCAACUCGGGGGUUCAAGAUACAGAUGGAUCGUAUUUCGAGAGCUUCACGGCUCUGUCUUGGCGACAAGAGAAUCGUCGCCUUGCAGCGCUGCGUCUGGCGGAGGCUCGUGCCGAGCGCCCGCCCCCGGCGCCCCAUGAUCUUGGUUUGCCCAGCGUGUCCGCACAGCUCUCGCACAAGGAACAUGAACAUUUGUAUACUGAGGUGUUGUAUUGCAUUGAGAAUGCGGUAGGCGCUCCGGCACCUGACGGUCAAUUCGCGGCCUACAAGGAAGAAGUGAUUGAAUACGCUCGCCGCGCGUUCAGAGUCCCAGCGGACAUCCACGCGCGAGCUCUUCGUGCGGCUGGCAGUGAACGACCACCAACUGUCGUGCUGGGAUGUGCUGUUAUUGAAGCAGACGGACUCGAAGCUAAAGAUGCUAACGGAUUUAGCGAUCCGUAUUGCAUGCUCGGAAUUCAACCGGCUUCGUUGCCGGCGUCGCCACGGGCAUCGGAGGACGAGGGGCGCAAGCACGGCUUCCGACUGAGUUUCAAGCGGCGCGAUGGUCGGCAGCAGCGCGACAGCCUCGGCCGCCUGCCCGCACGUUACAUCCGCGCCACUAGUGUUAGACCGCACACAUUAUCGCCCAAAUGGAAUGAGACUUUUAAAUUUGACAUUGAUGACAUAUCCUCGGAUGUUCUGCACCUGGAUAUCUGGGACCAUGAUGACGAGAGUUCAGUGCUGGAUGCGGUCUCCCGACUGAAUGAAGUGCGCGGCGUACGCGGCCUCGGCCGAUUCUUCAAGCAAGUCUGCCAGAGCGCCCGACAGGGUAGUCAGGAUGACUUUCUUGGAUGUGUGAAUAUUCCACUGCGAGAAAUACCAUCAACGGGCGUGGAAGCGUGGUACAAACUGGAGGCGCGAUCGCAGCGCUCGUCAGUACAGGGACGUAUCAGACUUCGUCUCUGGCUGUCGGCCCGGGAAGCUGGUCGUCACGAUGACGACAAUUGGCAGCAGGUACGACAACACGAGCGUCUGUUCGGUGUAUUGCUCGCGCAUGAAGUGGAAACUGCAAACAUCUUGAGGGCUGAAUGUGGCGGCGAGAGCGAGGCCGGGAGCAGUGCGAGCGCGGCAUGGGAGGGCGAGCUGUGCGGAGCGGCGCAGACUUUACUGCACCAGCACGCCGUGCAAGGGGAUCUGAGCACGCUGCAAGCUGCGAUCGCUCGCUUUGCAGCGGCCUGCCGUCUUAAUAGCGAAGCUCCGUUGGAUCCAAAGUACAUGUACAAGCUUCUAACAGAGUUGGAGAGAACAUGGUGCGCUCAGGAGACCCUGUCCGGUGGCGGCAGCGGCGACGCUGGGGUAGGAGUAUCGCGUGACGAAGAGCGUUGGCUCGCCGACUGCUUCGGAGAGUUCGUUGACCGCGCUUUGCACCAGCUGCGCCUGCACCGAGACUUGUACCCAGUGCUGCAUAACAUGAGUCUCAAUCAAUUAGAAUAUCUGUUGCGAUGCCUAAAUCAACUGUCGCAAAUGAAAGCUUUCUGGCGUUGCUGCCCUUUCAACAAGGAAAUAAGAAGUGAAAUAGUGGGCGCUCUUCGUAAAGGUACCGCGGAAUGGUACGAAGCUCUCUGUGCCCAGGAUACGAGGUCCGAACGAGGCGAGGAUUUGGUCAAUUUGAUCACCUUGGUCCAGAUAGACUUGCAGCAAGGAUUGACUUACUAUCAUCCAUUGUUUGAAACAACCAAUAACGUGCCGUAUUUCACUGUAGUGUUUACGCAGAUCGAUAAAAUGGUGUCAGAAGAUGUUAGACUGUGCGUAGAGCAUUGGAUAACAGAGGGCUGGUGUGGCGUGGCUGAAGAGGAAUUAUAUGAUGAACAUGGAAACGGAGUGUGCGUGGUGUCGGCGAAGACGUUGCCGUUCGAAGUUCUAGCGGCGGUCCGCGAGCUGUGCGCCGCAGCCGCGCCUGCACCCUCCCCACACCCCGCCACAGACCCACCGCCGCAACUGCUCGAGGCCUAUUUUUGGUUCGAGCCCUUGAUCGACCGUUGGCUGGCUGUGACAAAGACAAUGGCGCUACAGAGAGUGCGCGCCGCUGUUGAAUUAGAUCGACCAGUGGAAGGAGAGCAUCUCGUUAAGCACAGCACUUCUUCAGUCGACACUGCCGCUUGUUUGUACCACAUGCGUCUGGUGUGGCGCGCGAUCGGGGGCGCGGAGGAGAGCGCAGGCGGCGGUGUGCGGCUGCUGGAGGCGGCAUGCGCCACUGCGCUGCACUACGCCGACCUAGUGCACGGCGCGCUCGCCGACCAGGGGUACUACGAGAACCAUGGGCAAAAUAAAACAACGGAGGAGAUAUGUACGAUUGUAAACAACCUGGAGUACGUGCGGCGCUCGCUCGCCGAGUACGACGAUGAGCACAUUGUAAAUGACGACAACGCAAGGCAACUGGUUCGUGGCGCUCUCAGCACGCUCGACGCGCGUUCAUCCCGCGCUGCGGCGCCGCUUGCAGCGCGUGCUCGUCCUCCGCUGCGCAAGGCGGUGUUCCAUCUAGCGUGGUCACCAGACACCUUGCCAACUCCGCAGGCUAUAACUCCUUUAUUGGAGUUCUUAGAUCAGCAUCUAUCGUCAUUGAAUACAUGGCUGCUGCCGCGUGCAUUUACUCGAGCUUUAGCCGGGUGUUGGAGCGCGGUGUUGAAGGAAGUGUCGGCUCAAGCGGACGCGGGGGGCGCGGAGAAGCCAAGGGUCUACCAUCACCGACUGAGAGAGGCACUUGAUUUGCUCGCUGAGUUCUUCCAUGCAGAGGGAAAAGGUCUGCCGAUGUCGGAUGUACACAGCGGCGAGUGGUCACGGCUGGAGCAGCGCAUGCAGUUCCACCAGGCGCAGACAGAGGAGCUGCUGGAGCUGUGGCUGGCUGACCGCGUCAUGGACCAAGCGCGCACCCCCAUGCCUUCUCCCUAUGGCUCCAUAUUAGUCAGAGUGUACUUCAACCACGACUCGCUGUGUGUGGAGGUGCUGUCGGCGCGUGACGUCAUUCCACUCGACCCUAAUGGAUUGAGCGACCCCUUUGUAGUGCUCGAGCUACUUCCAAAGCGACUGUUUCCCAAAGCUCAUGAACAGACCACUAACGUUCAAAAGAAAACGCUAAACCCGGUUUGGGACGAAUGUUUCGAAUUCGCGGUGUCGCUGGAGGCGUGCCGCUCCCCGCAGGCCACUCUGGCGCUGUCGGUUUGGGACCGCGACGUGCUCACCGCGGACGAUUUCGCGGGCGAGGCUUUCGUGCCGCUGUCGCGCGUGCCCGGCGUUAACAGCCACGCGCCGCCCGACCCGCUGCGUCCGGUUGAACUGCCGCUCAUGCAGCUACAUGACCGGGGGCAUCCGAUUUUGCAAAUCCUGGAGUCACGUACAACGGACAAAAUGGCGAUGGAUUUCGUCAAGAAACAAAAAUUACGAUUCGCCGAACAGUAA
Molecule: messenger RNA, 3777 nt
Organism: Papilio xuthus (Asian swallowtail)
Lineage: Eukaryota; Metazoa; Arthropoda; Insecta; Lepidoptera; Papilionidae
Gene: unc-13-4A
Product: BAI1 associated protein 3
Exons: 24
Coding region: 1-3777 (1258 amino acids)
Cellular component (GO): secretory vesicle
Source: RefSeq, a predicted model, not a curated record